Messenger RNA from Electrophorus electricus (electric eel), 2610 nucleotides. Lineage: Eukaryota; Metazoa; Chordata; Actinopteri; Gymnotiformes; Gymnotidae. The record is from RefSeq and is a predicted model, not a curated record.
GCAGCCGCCGUGGGGGUCAUGCUGGUCCUGGUGCUGGUGGUGCUCAUCCCCGUGCUGGUCAGCUCCGUGGGCGCGGAUGGCAGCCACUACGAGAUGCUGGGCACAUGCCGCAUGGUGUGUGACCCCUACCUGAGCAAGGGCACAGCGGCGGGCACCGCAGCGGGCACCGCCAGCACGAGCUCCUCUGCGCAGGCCGAGGCCGAGGUGCUGGCCGACCGUGGUGACGUGCCCCCACCCUCCACGCUCGUCCAGGGGCCGCAAGGGAAGCCAGGACGACCGGGUAAACCCGGACCUCCAGGCCCGCCGGGCGAGCCGGGUCCUCCGGGUCCGAUGGGGCCCCCGGGAGACCGAGGGGACCGGGGCCGUGGUGGCAGCCCUGGGCUGGGUGGCAACGGAGCCGUGAGCACUGUCACAUACAAUACGCAUCCACGUGUGGCCUUCUACGCUGGCUUGAAGAACCCACACGAGGGCUACGAGAUCCUCAAGUUUGACGACGUGGUGACAAACCUGGGCAACAAUUACGAUGGCACCUCGGGCAAGUUCGUGUGCAGCGUGCCGGGCACCUACUUCUUCAUCUACCAUGUCCUGAUGAGGGGUGGCGAUGGUACCAGCAUGUGGGCAGACCUGUGCAAGAAUGGACAGGUAAGAGCAAGUGCCAUAGCCCAGGAUGCUGAUCAGAACUACGACUAUGCCUCCAACAGUGUGAUUCUGCACCUGGACGCUGGAGACGAGGUCUACAUCAAACUGGACGGGGGCAAGGCCCACGGGGGCAACAACAACAAAUACAGCACCUUCUCUGGCUUCAUCCUCUAUGCCGACUGAACCGCAGAGUACCAGGGAGAGAGGGGAGAGUACAGCGACCAUGGCACACCUGACAAACAGUCUCUCAGUGGACAGAGGUGGUUUUGCCCUCUGUGAAUCACAUUAUUGACAAAAAGGAAGGAAAAUGUUCUUAUUUUUUGUUCUGAGACUGAUGGAGGGAUAUUGGCAGAGAACCUUUGUCUCCUUGUGUGCUUGUCCCUAGCGUAUCUCACUUGCCAUCUACAAAUAUGAAAAAAAAAAAAAAAUAUAUAUAUAUAUAUUUGAAGCCUUGCAUUAUUGACAAAGAGAUCAUUUGAGAUUGAGUUUAGCCUAGAAAUACUAUAUUUCAGAUAACUGAAAAAUGCUUGUGCCCAUGAAAAUUUGUGCCAUCUUUUGCUCUUUUUCUUUUUGUUCUUUAUUUCCUAUUGGUGAGGAAGAGCAGCUCCUCCUGCUUUAUGGACACGCUCACUGCAUUGCUCUUCUGCUGGGUGUUGUGGGCUGCGUGUAUGAGAGUAGCAGCUGUGAGUCGUGGGAGGACGUUGCCCAUGAAGGGCAUUUGAGAACACAGAGGACGCUGUCAUGCCUUGACUGGUGCCAUCCUUCUACUCUCCCUCUUUUCCUCUCCUCUCUUUCCCUCCUCUCUCCUCUUUCUCUCUCCCCUCUCCUCUCUCUCUUUCCUCACCUGUCUGUUAGCGCUCUGCCCACUUCUCCUCUCCUUUCUGCUCCCUCCUACCCUCCUACCCUAUUCCUACCAUCCUUGCAUAAACGCCGUAUGGAUUGAUGACUUCAUUGGCCACAGGCCUGAAGCCGCAGAGCAUGUUGUGUGCUUUUUAAGAAAGAAGUUUAACAGGCAGCGUGCUGUGGCACAAGGACGUCAUGUUGUACAACCUGCAGUGGCACUGCAGGGAAAGCUCAUGGAGUUGCUACUGGUGACCAUCAACUUAUCAACUCUGCAGUCAGAAUUUUUAAAAUACCUCUCCGGCCAAUGCUUCUGGCUGACCACUUGAUGAUACAACCAUAGACCCAUCUGGACUGGUCAGCUACUAUUUGAUAGGCCUUGACAGCAUUUUGUGUGUAUACAAAAUACAAGCACUGUGCCCUAUAAUGGCUUUGUUUUUUGCCCAGAUGUCCUGACUAUUGUGUGUGUUGUGGGGAUGGAGCUUGGACUGAAGACAGGGCUUGUUGUGAUAUCAUUUAUAUCUGUUCACAGCUAAAGUAAGUUACAGCCUCUUCCUAACCCCAAAGUACAUGGCAAACAGGGCCAGAGAGAUUAUGUGAGAGGGAGGGGGAGGGUAAUAGAGGUAGUCAUGCUGUUCCUGUGUUGUCCCCAUUGGUCACCUAUACAUGCUAACUAACAACUACAGCAAUGUGAAGAGAGGAAACUGAUGUGAUAUGACAGGGUGACAGUAUGGGGGCGAAUUAAGUUUAUAUGUUCAAAAUGUGUGUGUGUGCAUGUGCAAGUGUGUAGGAGGUGUGUGUGUGUGUGUGUGUGUGUGUGUGUGUGUGUUUGUGUGUGUGUGUGUGUGUGUGUGUGUGUGUGUGUGUGUGUGCUUGUGCGUGUGCGUGUCCGACAAACACUAAUGCAUGUACUGUAUUUUGUCCUAGUCACAGAAUUGUUUCUAGAAUAUAUACUGCCAUCCAAGUCCCAGAUGUUCCAAUCAGCCAGUGAAAUGGAUAAACAUGCUCCUGCAGAGAAGACCUGAAAACAGUGAAGUUGGAAAAUGAAAUGAAAUCUUAUGUUUGUCCGUCUUAAUUUAUCUUUUGAAAUGUUAAAUUAAUUUAAUUAAUAAAUAAGACUGCUGAAGUCAA